AUGGCAGAGAUUGAGAAUUAUGAGAAUGGUCACUUGGAUUAUGUUGAUAAUACACUAGCAUUAGUACCUGCCAGUAUGCCUGCUACCUGUCACACCAGCACUGAAUUGAAGCCAGUUAGUGAAAGUGUUAGACAGGUUCUUGAUGCUCUCAGGAGUAUCAGAGAAAAUCUUCAGAGCUCAAUGGAGAAAAGAGAUAUAAUUAGAGCUGGCCCAAUUGAUCAAACUCAAACAUGCAAAUAG
This is a messenger RNA of Prunus armeniaca (apricot), 240 nucleotides long. Lineage: Eukaryota; Viridiplantae; Streptophyta; Magnoliopsida; Rosales; Rosaceae. The record is from the annotation of a GenBank genome assembly.